AACUAGACUUUCCCAAUCUGUAGCAGUAGUCCCAAGACUCGAAGUCGUCAUCUCGUUUAGUCGUGUCGCGUCAGUCUUAUAUACGAGCUUUGCUCAACUUGUUGUUGGUCUAUAACCGCGAGAUUUUAACAUAACCGGAAAAAGGGCAACUAUAAGUUAAUAGAAAAUGUUACGGCUAAUUUUGGUGACGUUGAUCGUCGCCGGAGUUCAAGCCAGUUGUCCAAUGCGACCAUCCACGGAAGAGGCAUCCUCCCAACGACUUCCGGGCGACGGUGGUUAUCGCAUUUUGAUUAGUGGAGAUUUCGAUAAAUAUAUCCCAAAUGCUGUUUACACAAUUAGCUUAAGAGGCACUCGCAAUCAUGAGAGACUUCAACAAUUUACACGUUUCACGCUAUCUAUCGAUUCCCAACACUUGCCUAAUAACCCUGCUGCUCGAAUUGGAUAUUUGCAGCUCUUUUCAGAUUCGCUUGCUCAAUUUAAUGAAGAUUGUAUCAAUACGAUAUCAGAGUCAACUGACAAUUCAAAAUCAGAGAUUCAAGUGAUGUGGAGAGCACCAGCAUCGGGUUCGGGUUGUGUGGUAUUCACUGCAAUGAUUUUCGAAGAUUCAACACAUUGGUAUGCGGAAGAUGGGGCAUUAACGAAAACAUUUUGUGAAAUGACAUCCGAUGAAGCCGAAAAAUUAGAUGACAAUAAAUGUUGUGCUUGCGACGAAGCAAAAUAUUCGAUGAUUAUGGAGGGUAUUUGGUCGAAUGAGACUCACCCCAAGGAUUUUCCAUUUUCCCUAUGGUUGACCCAUUUCAGUGAUGUGGUCGGUGCAACUCACGAGACAAAUUUUUCCUUUUGGGGUCGGGAUCACACAGCAUCCGAUGGAUUUCGUCAACUCGCUGAAUGGGGCUCUGCAUCCGGAUUGGAAGCCGAAUUAAAAUCCCAAGCUCGCCAUCUGAGAACUUACAUCAAGGCAGCUGGACUCUGGUAUCCCAAUGUCAACACUAAUACAACCGCAAAUUUCAGAGUUGACAAGAAGCAUCCGUUAUUGUCAGUUGCCUCAAUGCUGGGACCAUCGCCCGAUUGGGUCGUGGGUGUGAGUAAACUAAAUCUCUGUCAAAAGGAUUGCUCCUGGGUUAGGAGUAUGAUCAUUGAUCUUUAUCCAUGGGACGGUGGGACAGAUAAUGGUAUCAGUUAUAUGUCACCGAAUUCGGAAACUAAGCCGAGGGAAAAAAUGAAACCAAUCACAACAUCAUAUCCGGAAGAUCCACGAUCACCAUUCUAUGAUCCCAGUGGAAAACCAAUGCUACCAUUGGCGAGACUCUAUUUAAAUAGGGAGGCAAUUGUUCCAAAAAGUUGUGACGAACAGAAUCUUCAGCAACAAAUCGCUGAAUUUGAAGUCACUGAAAAUACUGAAGACACGUCUCGACCCGAAUGCCUAACGACGGAAUACUCGCCAUGGUCAACGUGUUCGGUGACAUGCGGCAAAGGUUUGAGAAUGAGAAAGAGAGAUUAUAGAAUUCCGGAAAAAGCAGCAAUGAUGGGUUGUAAUAGACAAUUGAUUUCUAAGGAAAUGUGUCUUGCUUUCAGUGGUGAAUGUCCAGAUGACGCUGAAAAUGAGGACAAAGCUUUCGGUAUUAAUGAGUCCGAUUGUGAAGCAUCGAAAUGGACCGAGUGGUCCGAGUGCUCGGCGUCUUGUGGUCCUGGCCUGACAAUGAGAACAAGAAAGCUCGUCAAUCGAAAUAAUAGAAAAAAAUGCAAUCACGUCACACUUAUUGAAAAGUCGAAAUGCAUGAAAUCAAAUUGCGAACCUGGAACUGAGGAGAUACUUGAUCCCAAGUGCUCUGUUUCAGAAUGGUCAACGUGGUCGCCUUGCAGUGUCACUUGUGGACAGGGUGUGAGAAUGAGAAUGAGAUUAUUAACCAGUGAUCCUACAUCACACGCGGAAUGUUCCUUAAAAAUUAAACUCAUACAGCAAGUUGAAUGCACGGAAUCUGAAGAGUGUUCACUCGACAUGGCUACUGCUAAAGUUGUUUGUAUGGAAGAACAAGAAAUUGGUCCUUGCAGAGGACGAUUUGAGCGUUGGUCAUUCGACACACGUAAAUUAAUGUGUGUUCCAUUCAUUUAUGGUGGAUGUCGAGGAAAUAGAAAUAAUUUCCAAACUGCCGAUGAGUGUACGAAAACUUGUGAAAUCGUUCGAUCGGCACUCACUGGUGGUCAACAGCAAUCGAGAAAACAAGAUGAAUCUAUUUUUAAUAACAAUCAACUUGUCAAUAAUCCUAAAGUUGAUUGCAUGGUUUCACCCUGGUCACCAUGGACAGCUUGUAACGUUUCCUGUGGUCACGGCUUUGUUUAUAGUUCACGAUUCAUCAAGCGACAACCUGAAAAUCUAGGUGCUCCUUGUCCAAAGAAACUUCAACGAAAAGCCCGUUGCACUCUUGCACCUUGUGAUGAUUAAAAAAAAAAAAAUAAAAAGUUGAUAAAUUUUUUUAAAAAAUGUAAAAAAAGGAGCUGAAGUCAUAAUCAAUAGAGGCUAAGAUUGAUGUACAA
Leptopilina heterotoma is the source of this 2535-nucleotide messenger RNA. It is a transcript of the gene fat-spondin, whose product is annotated as spondin-1. The coding region runs from base 167 to 2443 and encodes 758 amino acids. Gene Ontology annotation, biological process: cell adhesion. The record is from RefSeq and is a predicted model, not a curated record. The transcript has 12 exons. NCBI's taxonomy places the organism in Eukaryota, Metazoa, Arthropoda, Insecta, Hymenoptera, Figitidae. Gene Ontology annotation, cellular component: extracellular matrix. Gene Ontology annotation, molecular function: serine-type endopeptidase inhibitor activity.